Lobosporangium transversale is the source of this 1456-nucleotide messenger RNA. RefSeq lists its product as hypothetical. NCBI's taxonomy places the organism in Eukaryota, Fungi, Mortierellomycota, Mortierellomycetes, Mortierellales, Mortierellaceae. Gene Ontology annotation, molecular function: peptide-N4-(N-acetyl-beta-glucosaminyl)asparagine amidase activity. Gene Ontology annotation, cellular component: cytosol; nucleus. The coding region runs from base 36 to 1298 and encodes 420 amino acids. The transcript is spliced from 8 exons. Gene Ontology annotation, biological process: protein deglycosylation; protein quality control for misfolded or incompletely synthesized proteins; glycoprotein catabolic process. The record is from RefSeq and is a predicted model, not a curated record.
UUUUAAUCUCUCAUCCGCAGCAACUAGUUUUGAGCAUGAACAACGACAGCAUGGACCCAGAGCAGAUUAGAACAUUGGCUCAGCAACUGGCUCAACGGCUCAUUGCGAUGCGACAGACGCAUCAUAAUCCCAUUCAACAUCCUGGGUCUCAUUUAAGUGACAUUCCUCAGAGUCAAACUGAGAUGAUUCCAACGACGAGUUCAGACACCAAUAUCUCUCAGCUUACCUUCCAAUUGAACAGUUUACAGACUCAAGAUGGACUAAUAAACCAAACGCCUCCUUCACCGUCAUUGACGUCAAUAGCAACAGACCCGACUAUAAAGGAAGUCCAAGUUAAUACUGAUGCUGAUCAAUACGCCUCAGUUCCUGACCCGUCUGUUUACGAAAUGGAUUUUAUAAAUACUUAUCUACGCACCAACGCGUUAGUCCUCGCAUUCGAAGAGACACAGCUUUUGGAACAUGCUUGUGAGCAAAUACCCAUCGACAAGCUCGUUAAUGAGGCAGAAGCAAUGGUCAAAGAUUACCCAAACGAUAGUACAGAUGAUAUUAUAAUCAGGCGUCUUUUGCAUUGGUUCAAGAAUGAAUACUUCACAUGGGUGAAUGAACCUCCUUGCGCUAGUUGCCAGGGGAAGACAGUUGCUAUGGGACAUACCACCCCGACAGCUCAGGAAAGACAGGACGGCGCAGGGAUAGUUGAGACAUAUCGCUGCACUCAGGCUUGCCCUACUAUAACUCGAUUCCCGCGGUAUGGGAUGCCUAGAAUCCUAUUCAGUACACGUCGAGGACGAUGUGGAGAAUGGGCCAAUUGCUUUACGGUUUGUUGCAGAGCAUUAGGAUAUAGCACACGAUAUGUACAUGAUACAACAGAUCAUGUUUGGACUGAAGUCUGGAGUGUCCACAAGAAGCGAUGGAUCCAUUGCGAUGCAUGUGAGGCUGCGUAUGAUCAGCCACUGCUUUACUCGACCGGAUGGGGGAAGUCCCUGAGCUACUGUGUUGCAUUUUCAGCCGAAGAAGUUGUCGAUGUUACUAAACGCUACACAGUUGAUUACGACACUGCUGUCGUUAAAAGACGAAAAUCGAUUCGAGAGCCUGUUUUAGCAAAGUUUUUGCAUCUUUUAUCCGAAUCGAAUUUGGCAAAACUGAAGUUAGAUACAACAGAAAUACAAUCUAUUCGAGAUAGACAAAGUUUGGAAGCUGAGGAGCUUUCUGGAAGACAUGGCGAUAACCGGACUAUUGAGACACAAGAACGAGAGAGUGGAUCAGACGAAUGGACCAGAGCCCGGGGUGAAAGGCGAUGAGUAAGGGGGUAUCGAUACGAGCGAUAUUACAUUUGCUCUUGGACAACACCAAGUAAACACGGAUAUAAAGAGGGAAAGACGAGGCCCUGUAAAGUAAUAGUAUUGAAUAAAGCGCUGUAGUUUCAGCUGUUGUAUCCCGGAUGCCUUUCCAUAAGUGC